AUGACUUCCGUGGCUCCUUCUUCUACACACCAUGGUUCCCAGAUUCUCCUAGUCCUGCUUUGCUCAGACCUCGCCAACAUGCAAGACCUCUAUACCACGAUCGAAAAGACUGCUUUGGCGUUCGUGUCAUCUAUUGGUGAGGAAAGCCACGAAAAGUAUCUCGCUCCGGGCUUUGAGACCACGUAUGGUCCACUACAGCAAGAGAUUCCACUCGAUACUUCGCUUGUUCACCUCGAAAACACCACCUACAAGAAUUACUACAAAUCCGAGCUGGAUAAAUUCUCCAUUGAUUCUAACAAGCGUCUCCUGGACAGCUCGGUUGAUCCCAAGAAGCGUAAAGCUUGGCUAUGGUAUCAGCUCGAACUCCAGAACGCAGGAGAAUUGUUGGGCUCGCCAUACGAAAAGGUCGUCAUGGAAGUCAUGUGGCUGAUCGACCUCACCGAGGAUGGCAAGAAGGUGCUCAGAUGCAGACAAUACCUCGACACUAUCGGCUGUGAUGCAUUUUUCCCUGACCAGGCAGAUGCCGCGCAGGCCAGCUUUCCCACGCCAGGGCCUAGUGAAGGUGUCAGUACGCAAGAGUCGUUGGACGCGCUGACGGCGAUUGACGAGAAGAAUGCUGUCGAGGAUUUCCUGAAAGGCUUGAGUGUCUCGCGGAGCUAGUGCAGAAUAGCAGUCGCAGUAGAAGAAUCGCACAUGAGUUUUCCGGGUGCUGAUCAUACAAAGGGAGCUUUGAUACCUAUCCCGUUCCGUUUCUCUUUGUGUCUCUUGUGUCGCUAGCUAUCGUUAC
Messenger RNA from Sphaerulina musiva SO2202, 787 nucleotides. RefSeq lists its product as uncharacterized. The coding region runs from base 1 to 660 and encodes 219 amino acids. The record is from RefSeq and is a predicted model, not a curated record. The transcript has a single exon. NCBI's taxonomy places the organism in Eukaryota, Fungi, Ascomycota, Dothideomycetes, Mycosphaerellales, Mycosphaerellaceae.